Messenger RNA from Hypomesus transpacificus, 3501 nucleotides. It is a transcript of the gene dennd2db, whose product is annotated as DENN/MADD domain containing 2Db. The record is from RefSeq and is a predicted model, not a curated record. NCBI's taxonomy places the organism in Eukaryota, Metazoa, Chordata, Actinopteri, Osmeriformes, Osmeridae. The transcript is spliced from 13 exons. Gene Ontology annotation, cellular component: nucleoplasm; cytosol. Bases 372 to 1811 code for a protein of 479 amino acids.
GUAACGAUUAAAAGGGGUGUGCUUCUUGCUAUGCCACUGUCUUUCCUGUGUUCGUAGUCUAACUUCUUAAGGGAUCUAUUCUCUUAUUCCGCAGUGUUUCUCUCAAUGGGUAGCUUUGAAAACGCUUGCAUCUGCUUCGAAAGCGGAAACUACUUCAUGACUCAAUAGGGAUUAAUAUUCAGCUCUUAAAUAGGAUUUACGGUUUUACUCAGGUAGUAGUCAUUCCUCAAGUUUCUCUCAAACGUUUCGAUCGAGGUCUAAAACAGUACGUCCACCUGCAGGCUGACCGCUUGUAGCCACGUCUUGUUCUGGAUGUCAGACGGUCAAUAGGAGUGCAAGUUUGACAUUCACAGCGAGACCCAAAAAGAAAGAUGUCUGAUGAAGUGGACACGAGGGACCACGGGCCAAUGAAACGACUCAGUUCCAUAUUCACAUCCCUCCAUGACAAGAUCAACCAAGGACGCCGUGACGGGGGGGCUCCGGUGUCCAGGGCCCCGGCCCUCUCCUCUCCCCAGCUACCUGGGCUCCCAAGCGGACAGGCGUUCUUUGAGUACCUGGUGGUGGUCAGCCUGCAGAGGAAGGAGGGAGUCUACCAGCCUCACAUCACCUACCAGUUUCCGAAGCUGGCAGAGCUGGGGCGCUCACAGCGAGAGCAGGAGGAGGGAACCCUGAAGGCCAUCCCCCUGUUCUGUUUCCCAGAAGGAGUCAACUGGGCCCCUCUCACAGAGUACCACAGUGAGACGUUCUCCUUCGUUUUGACAGAGGUGGAUGGCAGCAGACGGAAUGGAUACUGCAGGAGGUUACUGCCUGGUGGCAGAGGGGCCAGACCUCCUGAAGCCUACUGCAUCAUCAGCAGGGUGGCCUGCUUCGGACUGUUCUCCAAGAUCUUUGACGAGGUGGAGAAGAGAAGGCAGAUCUCCGUGGCGAUGAUCUACCCCUUCAUGCAGAGUCUGAGAGAGGCGCCGUUUCCUGCCCCAGGAGACACCGUCAACAUCACCAGCUUCAUCCCUGAGUCUGGCACCCAGAUCAUCAGGCUGACGCGUCCCUGUGACUCGUGGCUGGAGCAUGUGGACUUCAGGGUGUUGUUUGGUCUGCUGACAGACGAGGAGGUGCUGACCGUGUUUGCUGCCACCGUGCUGGAGAGGAGGGUCGUCUUCACUGCCGACGAGCUCAGUACUCUGUCCCAGGUGCUCCAUGCGGUAGCAGCGCUGCUCUACCCAUUCUCAUGGCAGCACACCUUCAUCUCCAUUGUUCCCACGGUGCUGAUAGACGUCGUCAUGGCACCCACCCCCUACCUGCUGGGUGUGCAGAAAAACUUGCUGGACAACAUCCACGACCACAGCGAUAUGCUGAUUGUGGAUCUGUCAGCUGGGGCAGAGAGUAGAUUCAUCACCAGUAUGGGAGACGAGGACUCGCUCCUCCCAGUGAAGCUUCAGGAAGAACUGCUUCACGCACUUUCCUCCAAAACUACAGCCUCCACCCCGGAGGUGCUGAACCGAGUGGUGUCGGAAGCCUUCCUCUCCUUCUUUGUGAAGACCGUGGGCCACUUCUCAUCCCACAUGAAGCGCAGCGCCAACGGCCAGUCCAGAGUGUUCCAGAAGAAAUCUUUCUACAACGCCACCGAGUCAAAGACCUACCGUCAGUUUGUCAAGGACUUCUGCAGAACCCAGAUGUUUGACAUUUUCAUCCAGGAGGAAGAGGGGCAGCCCUCGACACAUGAAGGUUUCUUCCAGCAGAAAGUAGCAAAGUAUCAAGAGAGGAAGAAAAAAGAGAAAGCCAAGAGUGGCUGGUUGAGAGGGUUUAUGGUGUGAGGCAGCACCUUCCAGGCCUUCUGUUUCCGGUUCCUUCUGAACGUGUUGCUGCUGUAAGCAGAGGUUGUAACCUGCUGUUUUCCUCUUUGCCAACACAACUGUUGUUUACUAUGACUGGGGUGGUUGGAGUAUUUCUCUAUUUUAUCGCACUCCAGAUUCAUCUCUUGCAAAAAUGUAAAGGAAAAAAACAACUAUUUAUUAUAGUUUUAUGAAAGCUUGGUAUAAAAUGGUUACACUUAAAAGUUACUGUAAAUGAUUAUUUCAUAUUUUAAAUUAAAUGUUUGUAUAUACAUGUUUGUUAUUUUUAGCUAUUUUGAAACAAUGUGAAGGAUUUCAUGACCAAAUGUCUUGCACUUAAUGUGAAAUAAUAAAAUCUAGUUUGCUUCUAAUGACAUAAAUGGAGAAUGAACAAUAACAAUGUGCCAGUCAUCCAGUUGAUCUGAACUGUAAGAGUGGUUUGAAAAUGAUUUAUUGGUGACAGUUUUCUUUCAAAGGCAAAUAAACAUAGAAUACGUUGGAUUGGGUACAACAUCCCUUAGUACAGUUAGCAACAAAAGCUGUACAAUGACACCUUGUGUUUUGGUUCAGUACUCCAGCACUGGCUUUGACAGCAAGACACAAUGACCAGUCGACAAUGUUCUGACGUACAAACCAUCAUCUAUCACUUCCCUGCGACUGAUGUUUACUGUAAAAAUCUCUACAGCGCUUGUCUCCGGGCAAAUGUUCCUACUGAACUCAACCUACUCACUGUAGCAGGUGUUUAAUGGUUUAAGGGCUUGUGGUCAUUAAGCUAAGUAUUUCAUGAUGACCCAGAAUAAUUAGCAGCCUAGUCUGCCUUAUGGACAGCUCAGACACAUUGAAAUGCAAGCUGUUUCAACUUGACAGAUGCGAUAGACCUAUAAAACUGGGGACUGUGUGUAAAGUCUUUUGUAUACAGCAGGUUUGCACAAGGUGUGAUAUUAAAUAUGCACUAUGUCAGUGCAUGAUUACCAGUCUGAUUUGUCAACGACAAUUAUACCCUGCCGAACUGGAGGACAGAACCAAUGCUGGCUGGAUCAGGUUUGUGGCAAAAUGUGUAAACAGAUUUGACAACAGCAUCAUUCAAAACCUUAAUUAUCUUCCCUAUUUAGGGCCUUGUUGUAAAAGUUUUGAAAGAUAUAAAUUAUUGACAGCUGAAUAAUACUGCAGUGUGAUUAAUUGAAGGCUUGUCAACAUAUUAACAGUUUCUCUCAGUUGCUUACACAGUAACACUAAAACUUUAACACAAAAAUCAAAAACAUUUGUACGUUAUCUUACACCAAUCCAGCACAUUUAUAAGCACGUCUGUUUUUCCCUCAUUGUGCAGUCCUAAACCACACUUGAUAGUUCGAUCUUUACUCAUGUUCAGAUGGAAAACAUAACAGUUUACAACAGGCUACUGUACAUCCAGUAUGCAGUGUAACACUGGAAAUACAAAAGCCUUACUCAAACGGUAAGAUUACAGUAUGAUAGAAGUGUUUCCCACUGAGCACAUCAGUGUCUGAUUGUUAGAAAUGUCUACUCAGUUGUUGGUUUGCAUGUCAUUUCAAGACAACGUUUCAAAUUAGAUUCCGUUUAGAUUGUUAGAUUGUUCCGUUUAGCAGUUUUGAUUUGUGGAGUUCUGUGUUUUGGUGUGUCAGCUUUUGGAUUUGUGUUUAGAGUUUUGAGAAAA